Messenger RNA from Oryza brachyantha (malo sina), 1510 nucleotides. Its product is annotated as acetylajmalan esterase-like. Lineage: Eukaryota; Viridiplantae; Streptophyta; Magnoliopsida; Poales; Poaceae. The record is from RefSeq and is a predicted model, not a curated record. The transcript has 5 exons. Bases 14 to 1249 code for a protein of 411 amino acids. Gene Ontology annotation, molecular function: hydrolase activity, acting on ester bonds.
GCUCUUGCCAAGCAUGAACUCGCCAUCAUUCGGUCGACACAUCGAUCUCUUUUUCUCCAGAAACGUUCAGUUUCCUGAUCAACUCUGCACCAUUUUCUGCAUGGCUUCCUCUGCAGCUUUCUUAGCUUUCCCUGUGCUGGUCGCUUUACACUUGUGUUGCUGUCAUUGCCAAGCUGCUGCUGCUGCUGAUGCUGCUGGUAGUAGCAGUGAUGUAGUAGCUGCGAUCUACAGCCUUGGCGACUCCAUCACUGACACGGGGAAUCUGAUCAAGGAGGCGCCUCGCGGCAUGUUUGAGACCAUUAAGCAUCUCCCGUAUGGCGUCUCGUUAGGGUACCCGACUGGACGCUGCUCCGAUGGCCUCCUCAUGAUCGACUUCCUGGCUCAGGACCUGGGUCUUCCGUUUCUGAACCCUUACCUAGGCAAGAACAAAAGCUUCGACCAUGGAGUAAACUUCGCCGUCGCUGGAGCCACCGCCAUGGACACUGCCGAUCAGUUCAACGGGAGAUUCUUCACGCCUUUCGCCGCUAACUCCCUUAAUGUGCAGCUUAGGUGGUUCAAGGACUUCAUGAAGUCCAGCUUCGGCACUGACGAAGAUAUACGCACGAGGCUCCAAUCUUCUCUGGUUUUGAUUGGGGAGAUUGGAGGGAACGACUACAACUACGCCUUGUUCGGGAAAAAUGUCAGCGAAGUGGAGAAGCUAAUCCCUGGUGUUGUUCAGACAAUCGUCGAUGCCACUAAGGAAGUGCUGGACAUGGGCGCGAACAGAGUCAUCAUCCCGGGCAACUUCCCCAUCGGCUGCAUGCCGACGUACCUGACGACGAAGCGCUCAUCCGAGCCGUCGGACUACGACUCCAUGGGGUGCCUCAGGGAGCUCAACCUCUUCGCCGGCAAGCACAACGCGAGGCUCCAGAGCGCCAUCGCCGACGAGCUCCGGCCGUCGUACCCCGCCGCGUCCAUCGCCUACGCCGACUACUUCAACUCCUUCCUCGCACUCCUCGCCUCCGCCGACUCACUCGGUUUCGACGCGAGCAGCGCGCGGAAGGCGUGCUGCGGCGCCGGCGGCGAGUACAACUACGACUGGAGGAGGAUGUGCGGCGCCGAGGGGACGGCGGCGUGCGCGGAGCCGGAGAAGUACGUGAGCUGGGACGGGAUACACAUGACGCAGGCGGCGUACAGGGCCAUGUCGAGGCUCGUCUACCACGGGAGGUACCUGCAGCCGCAGAUACUGAACCUCGCGGGGGCGCCAUAGAUAUCGUAGGAAGCAUUUGCAGAUCGAGUGCUUGAUCAGAUGAUGGAUGGAAGUUGGAUUGGAACCUUGCUGAAAGCUGCUAUUUUGAGGCUUCUUCACGCUGAGUUCGUUCCAUCUGCUCGACGUACGUAGUAUCACUGUAUUGGUCGUCAGUUGAUCAGUCGUGUAUCAGUAUCCGUAUGCUACUACGCGUAGUACACAUACGUAUGUAUCGAAUUAUUAUGUGCAAAUGACGCAAACAUAGUAGCAGUUUUUAUUUAA